This is a messenger RNA of Rattus norvegicus (Norway rat), 11712 nucleotides long. The record is from RefSeq and is a predicted model, not a curated record. Lineage: Eukaryota; Metazoa; Chordata; Mammalia; Rodentia; Muridae.
GGGGGCGUGGCCGUAGAGGGGGCGUGGUUGAAGGAUGGAGGCGGGUCCUGGGGCUGUCAGUCGGCGCCCGCCGCCGCCGCUGCUCGCACGCCGGGCCUCGGAAGCCACCUCAGCCGAGCGCGCAGGUGUUUAUGAAAAAAAAUGCACUAUAUCCCGACUGACCGGAAUAAUUGAAGAAGGGUGCUGGAUCCGUGGGUCAGAGAACACACAGGACCAGCUUGCUACCCCAAGGCUGAAGGUCUCCCUCUGACAGCCUUGACGCUCUUGAGAAUCUCUGGCCUGCCUUGACCAUGACAUCCCAGCAAGCUCCUGAUAGGAGCAGAGGCACAAACCAAGCUGCCUUGAAGUAGCUCAUGGGAGACUCUCGAGAGCCACUGACCAGGCACACUGUCCCUCCCUCAGGAAGGAGCAGUGCGUAAGCAGAGGCAUCGCAGCAGGAGUGGACAUGAACGCUGGCUUCCAGAGAGAGCAGCGGUUCAGUUUUGGUCACCGGAAGUGGUGCCUGCAGCGCAGAAGACCGUGAUUUCUCCUCCGAGGUGUUAAUCUCCAGUGCAGAAUUCAAAGCAGAAGAGGGCCACUCCAGCAUCCAUCGUGGCAUCUCUCCAGCCCGGACUAGGCAUGACAGACCCAUGGAAACAGGUGUCUCUGCCCUCCAGCUGUUCAUAUAGCACACAGGGGACUCGUGGGGGCCACUCGUCACUCAAAUCCACUCAAUGGCAAUACUGACAUCUUCCAUGCUGUUUUCAAGACAGACGUUCAGGCAGAAAAAUGCCAGUGUGCUUUCUGUCUGCAGAGUAGAGGGCUAUGCCACACCAAAAUGAACAGUGUGGGCCCCGGGACCUGCUCUGAGUCCACUUGCAGCCACUGACACUUGAGGGGAUAAAAAGCCCAGCCCCAAAGCCACCGUGGGGUUGGCUUCCACAGCUCUUGACCAAUGUGGCCAAAGCUAGACACUUCAGGACACUUGGAUUAUUCAUAAAUGCGACCUACCCCAAACUCCCUGAGUAGCAUCUGAAGUCUUGUAAAGGUCAUGGAUCCUGACCAAAGCAUCAAGGGCACCAAGAAGGCUGAUGGAAGUCCCCGGAAGCGGCUGACCAAAGGAGAGGCCAUUCAGACUAGUGUUUCUUCCAGCACUCCAUACCCAGGCAGCAGCACUACUGCUUCCUCAGAGGGUGCCAGCCAGGAGCUCCUAGCCCCGCAGCCUUUCUCAGGCCCCUCAGUGGCUCUUAGGGAAGGCGCUCAGGAGAAAACGGGUCAGCAGCAGAAGCCUCCCCGGAGGCCAUCCAUCGAGGCCUCAGCCCACAUCCCGAAGCUUCCGCAGCACCCUCUGACACCAGCAUUCAUGUCCCCUAGCAAACCAGAGCAUCUCCUCGAGGGGUCCACGUGGCAGCUGGUCGACCCCACAAGACCUGGACCCUCAGGCUCCUUUGUGGCCCCGGGGCUGCAUCCACAGAGCCAGCUCCUCCCAUCCCAUGCUUCUAUCCUUCCUCCUGAGGACCUGCCUGGCAUCCCUAAGGUCUUUGUGCCUCGUCCCUCACAGGUCUCCCUGAAGCCCACAGAAGAGGCACACAAAAAAGAGAGGAAACCGCAGAAGCCGGGCAAGUAUAUAUGUCAGUACUGCAGCCGGCCCUGCGCCAAGCCCAGUGUGCUCCAGAAACACAUUCGCUCACACACAGGUGAGAGGCCCUACCCCUGUGGCCCCUGUGGCUUCUCCUUCAAGACCAAAAGUAACCUCUACAAGCACAGGAAGUCCCAUGCCCACCGAAUCAAAGCUGGCCUGGCCUCUGGCUCCAGCAGUGAGAUGUACCCCCCUGGGCUGGAGAUGGAGAGGAUCCCUGGGGAAGAGUUUGAGGAACCCACUGAGGGAGAAAGCACGGACUCUGAGGAGGAAACUGGUGCCACGUCAGGUCCCUCCACAGAUGUUCUCCCCAAAUCUAAGCACCCCCUGCUCUCAAGUAGUUUGUACAGCUCUGGGAGCCAUGGUUCCAGCCAGGAACGCUGCUCCCAGUCAAGCACUGCACCAUCGCUGGAAGACCCCACCCCAUUUGCAGAAGCCUCAUCGGAACAUCCCCUGAGCCAUAAACUGGAAGACACACACACCAUCAAGCAGAAGCUGGCCCUCCGCCUGAGUGAGAGGAAGAAGCUGAUCGAGGAGCAGACAUUUCUGAGCCCAGGGAGCAAAGGCAGCACGGAGUCUGGUUAUUUCUCACGCUCUGAGAGCGCUGAACAGCAGGUCAGCCCCCCCAACACCAAUGCCAAGUCCUACGCAGAGAUCAUCUUCGGCAAGUGUGGACGGAUUGGGCAGCGGACCUCCAUGCUGGCAUCCACCUCCACCCAGCCCCUACUGCCUCUGUCUGCUGAAGACAAGCCCAGCCUGGUGCCUUUGUCUGUGCCCAGGACACAGGUGAUUGAACACAUCACCAAGCUCAUCACCAUCAAUGAGGCUGUGGUGGAUACCAGUGAGAUCGACAGCGUGAAGCCCAGGAGGAGUUCCCUAACCAGGCGCAGCAGCGUGGAGUCCCCAAAAUCCAGCCUGUACCGGGAGUCACUAUCGUCCCACGGGGAGAAGACAAAACAGGAACAGUCACUGCUGAGCCUCCAGCACCCACCCAGCUCCACGCACCCCGUGCCUCUGCUGAGAAGCCACUCAAUGCCUUCUGCUGCCUGCACCAUCAGCACCCACCACCACACCUUCCGCGGUAGCUACUCCUUUGAUGACCACAUUGCUGACCCCGAGGUCCCCAGCCGCAGCACUCCCGUGUUUACCUCCCACCCACGGAUGCUAAAGCGCCAGCCAGCCAUUGAAUUACCUUUGGGAGCUGAGUACAGUUCCGAGGAACCUGGACCAAGCAGCAAAGACCCCAUCACCAAGCCGUCCGAUGAACCAGAACCCAAGGAAAGCGACCUUACCAAAAAGACCAAGAAGGGGUUGAAAACGAAAGGCGUGAACUAUGAAUGUACCAUCUGCGGUGCUCGGUACAAAAAGAGAGAUAAUUAUGAAGCUCAUAAGAAGUACUACUGCUCUGAGCUCCAGAUCACUAAAGCCCACCCUGCAGGUGCUCAUGAAGUGGAAAAGACUCAGGCUGAGCCUGAGCCUUGGUCCCAGAUGAUGCAUUAUAAACUGGGGGCCACAUUGGAACUCACCCCACUGAGAAAAAGACGAAAGGAAAAGAGCCUUGGGGAUGAGGAAGAGCCGCCUGGCUUCAGCAGCCCUGGCCCAUCAGACGCAGCCCAUAACCUUCCCCUGGAGUCUACCAAGUCACCAGCAGAAGCAAGCAAAUCAGUACCCACUUUAGAGGGACCCACGAGCUUCCAGCCCAGGACUCCCAAGCCAGGAUCUGGGUCAGAACCAGGGAAGGAGAGGAGAACGAUGUCCAAAGAAAUUUCCGUCAUCCAGCACACCAGCUCCUUUGAGAAGUCUGACCCACCAGAGCAGCCAGGCAGCCUGGAAGAAGACAAGCCCCUGGCCCCGUUCUCAUCCCCGCCACCUGCCCCGCACGGACGCUCCGCUCACUCUCUGCAGCCGAGGCUGGUCCGCCAGCCCAACAUUCAGGUUCCAGAGAUCCUUGUGACCGAAGAACCAGACAGGCCCGACACAGAGCCUGAGCCACCCCCAAAGGAGCCUGAGAAGACAGAAGAGUUCCAGUGGCCCCAGCGCAGCCAGACACUGGCACAGCUCCCAGCAGAGAAGCUGCCACCCAAGAAAAAGAGACUACGCCUGGCUGAGAUGGCGCAGUCCUCAGGGGAGUCCAGCUUUGAGUCCUCCGUGCCUCUGUCUCGAAGCCCAAGCCAGGAGAGCAGCAUUUCUCUAAGUGGCUCCAGCCGCUCAGCUUCAUUUGACAGGGAAGACCAUGGAAAAGCUGAGACCCCCGGACCCCUAUCAGACACACGCUCCAAAACCUUGGGCACCCACAUGCUGACUGUCCCCAGCCACCACCCACAUGCCCGAGAGAUGAGAAGGUCAGCCUCAGAGCAGAGCCCCAAUGUGCCCCAUUCCUCACACAUGACUGAGACCCGAAGCAAAUCCUUUGACUACGGCAGCUUGUCCCCAACAGGACCAUCUGUAGCAGUGCCUGCAGCUCCUCCACCCCCAGCCGCCCCACCAGAAAGAAGAAAAUGCUUUCUGGUAAGACAGGCCUCCCUGAGCAGACCUCCAGAAGCAGAGCUGGAAGCCACCCCCAAAGGAAAACAAGAGAGCAGUGAGGAACCCUCAGCCAGCAAGCCUUCCACAAAAAGUUCCAUGGCCCAGAUCUCUGUGGCCACUAUACAAGGUGGGCUCUCGGGAAGCAAGAGCCAGAUGCAGGACAGACCUCCACUGGGGUCCAGCCCACCCUACACAGAAGCUCUGCAGGUGUUCCAACCUCUUGGCACCCAACUGCCCCCUCCAGUCUCCCUCUUCUCCUUGCAACAGCUCUUGCCCCAGGAGCAAGAACAGUCCUCUGAGUUCUUCCCCACGCAGGCAAUGGCUGGCCUCCUCUCCUCCCCAUAUUCUGUGCCCCCACUCCCACCUUCAUUGUUCCAAGCCCCACCACUUCCUCUACAGCCUACUGUGCUACACCCCAGCCAGCUCCAUCUCCCCCAGCUCUUGCCCCAUGCUGCAGAUAUCCCCUUCCAACAGCCCCCUUCCUUUCUCCCCAUGCCAUGCCCUGCCCCCUCAACCCUCUCUGGAUAUUUUCUCCCUCUGCAAUCCCAGUUUGCACUGCAACUCCCUGGUGAAAUAGAAAGCCACUUGCCCUCAAUCAAAACCAGCCUGCCCCCUCUGGCAACAGGACCUCCUGGCCCCUCCAGUAGCACAGAAUAUAGUAGUGACAUCCAACUGCCGCCUGUGACUCCCCAAGCCACCUCCCCAGCUCCUACAUCAGCCUCACCACUGGCCCUGCCUGCCUGUCCAGAUGCUAUGGUGUCACUGGUUGUUCCUGUCCGCAUCCAAACCCACAUGCCAUCCUAUGGGAGUGCCAUGUAUACCACUUUGUCUCAGAUCUUGGUCACACAGUCUCCAGGUAGCUCAACAAGCAUGGCUCUUACCAAGUAUGAGGAACCCUCCUCCAAAAGCAUGACUGUUUGUGGGGCUGAUGUAUAUGAGGCUGAGCCUGGGCCAUCUAGCAUAAGCAAAGAACAAAGCAGAGGUUUUCAGACACCAUAUCUGAGAGUACCUGAAAGGAAAGGCACUGCACUGUCUUCUGAGGGCAUCCUCAGCCUGGAGGGGUGCUCAUCCACAGCCAGUGGAAGCAAGCGUGUCCUUUCCCCAGCUGGCAGUCUUGAACUUACCAUGGAAACCCAGCAGCAAAAACGGGUAAAGGAAGAGGAAGCUUCCAAGGCAGAUGAAAAACUGGAGCUUGUGAGUACCUGUAAUGUUGUGCUAACCAGUACAGAGGACAGGAAGAAGACAGAGAAACCCCAUGUGGGAAGCCAAGGCCGAAGCAGGAGGGAGACAGAAACACUGUCCUGCUUGUCUUCAGAUGUAUCUGACCCAAAAGAACUUUCUCCCCUCUCUCAGUCCACAUUGUCCCAUGGGACAGCCCCAGGCUCAGAAGCUUUGAAAGAAUAUGCCCAACCAUCUAGCAAAGCUCACCGAAGAUGUCUGCCUCCACUGAGUGUAAAGAAAGAAGAUCCAAAGGAACAGACUGACCUCCCUCCCCUAGCACCUCCUAGUUCUCUGCCUCUGUCAGAUACUUCCCCUAGACCAGCCAAAUUGCAAGAAGGUACAGACUCAAAGAAGGUACUGCAGUUCCCCAGCCUCCACACGACCACUAAUGUCAGUUGGUGCUAUUUAAACUACAUUAAGCCAAAUCACAUCCAGCAUGCAGAUAGGAGGUCCUCUGUUUACGCUGGUUGGUGCAUAAGUUUGUACAACCCCAACCUUCCAGGGGUUUCCACUAAAGCUGCUUUGUCCCUCCUGAGAUCUAAGCAGAAGGUGAGCAAAGAGACAUAUACCAUGGCCACAGCUCCACAUCCUGAGGCAGGAAGGCUGGUUCCAUCCAACUCCCGAAAGCCCCGCAUGACAGAGGUGCACCUCCCGUCGAUGGUUUCCCUGGAGAGCCAGAAAGACCCAGCUAGAGUGGAGAAGGAAGAAAAGGCAGAGGAAGGUACUCCAACUUCCAAGAGAGGCGAGCCGACGAGGGUCAAGAUCUUCGAAGGAGGGUACAAAUCAAACGAGGAGUAUAUAUAUGUGCGAGGCCGCGGCCGAGGGAAGUAUGUCUGUGAGGAGUGUGGAAUUCGCUGCAAGAAACCCAGCAUGCUGAAGAAACACAUCCGCACCCACACUGACGUCCGACCCUAUGUGUGCAGGCACUGUCACUUUGCUUUUAAAACCAAAGGGAAUCUGACUAAGCACAUGAAGUCGAAAGCCCACAGCAAAAAGUGCCAAGAGACGGGGGUGCUGGAGGAGCUGGAAGCCGAAGAAGGAACCAGUGACGACCUACUCCAGGACUCAGAGGGGCGAGAGGGCUCCGAAGCUGUGGAGGAGCACCAGUUUUCAGACCUGGAGGACUCUGACUCAGACUCAGACCUGGAUGAAGAUGAAGAGGAGGAGGAGGAGGAGGAAGAGGAGAGCCAGGAUGAGCUGUCCAGGCCAUCCUCAGAGGCAGCUCCACUCUGCCUGCCAGCCACACUACAGGAGGACUCCUCCCUGAUUCGGGGCCCUCAGCCUCCAGAUGCCACUUCAGACGCGGCCCCACGAGGCAGCUCCAUCUCAGAAGCCACGCGUCUGACAGCCAGCAGCUGUUCCACACCCAGCCAGGGUACCCAAGGCCUUCCUCGGCUGGGACUGGCCCCACUGGAGAAAGGCACGAGCUCAGCCCUGAGUCCCAAGGCCACAUCCCCUAGGAGGCCGUGGUCCCCAAGCAAAGAAGCAGGCAGCCGCCCCUCACUCACUCGCAAACAUUCACUCACCAAAACCGACUCAUCUCCCCAGCGAUGUUCACCGGCCCGAGCUCAGGCCUCAGUCGCGAGCACACCUGGUCCCCAGACGGGCCCAGGAAGGGACCUAAGUCCUCACCUUUGUGGGUCUCCGAGACCAGAGUUGUCCUGUCUGACUCCCUACCCCAUAGGAAGAGAGGUGCCCGCUGGACUUGAGAGUGCCACAGUCACAGGCACCCCCAGAUGUUCACCCACCAGGAGACGGUCCCUGGGUCGGGCCGAGUCAUCGCCGCCGCACACAGUGCUGCCGGGGACGUGGGCCCUAGGUGGGCCCUGCAGCCCCUCAGUGGACAAGUAUGGCCUGGGCUUGGGGCCGGUUCCACGGGCUCUCCUCCAGCCCGUGCCUCUACCUCACACACUUCUCAGCAGAAGCCCGGAAACGUGCGCCUCUGCAUGGAAGACUGAAUCCCGAAGUCCAUCAGCUGGUCCUGCUCCUCUCUCUUCCCGACCAUCCUCUGCCCCUCAUGACUUCCACGGCCACCUCCCUAGCCGAAGUGAGGAGAACCUCUUCAGCCACCUGCCUCUGCAUUCCCAGCACCUGAAUCGCACCCCCUGCCCCCUCAUUCCCAUCGGUGGGAUCCAAAUGGUACAGGCCCGACCAGGAGCCCACCCCACCCUGCUGUCAGGACCCUGUGCAGCCUGGGUCAGUGGCUUCUCAGGGGGUGGCAGUGACCUAACUGGGGCCCGAGAGGCCCAGGAGCGCAGCCGCUGGAGUCCCACGGAGAGCCCUUCAGCAUCAGUGUCCCCUGUGGCCAAGGUCUCCAAGUUUACACUCUCUUCAGAGCUGGAGGAGGAAAGGACCAGCCGAGGCCCAGGAAGACCUCCUGCCUGGGAACCUCACAGGGCUGAAGCCCCUGCAGAAACCAUGGGCACACACAGCCCCUGCCCCCCACAGCUGCCCCAAGGGCACCCGCUGGCACCAUCCUGGAGGGGCCUCCUGGAAUCACCACACGCACUGGCCAACCUAAAGGCCUCAAGCUUCCCGCCACUGGACCGCAGCAGCUCCAUGGACUGCCUGGCAGAGACCUCCACUUGCUUUCCACCCCGGAGCAGGAACCUCUCUGGAGAACCCAGGACCCGCCCAGACUCCCCUGAGCUCUUAGGUAGUGGGGAGCUCAGGACACCUCUAUUCCUGUCCAAGGAUAGCGGCCCCCCAAGCAUCUAAGCCUCUGCAGUACUUCAGCACUGGCCUCAGUGUUCGGCAGCAGACACUUCCUGCCAACCGCCUGGAGUCAUACUGCUCCCGCGGGCAUCCUCUCCCAUCUGUCCAUCUGUCCAUCUGUCCAUGCAGCUUCUGCUCAGCCCCGUCUGUUCUAUUUUUCCACAUAUGCAGUUACCUGUGCCUUUUUCUAGACCUUUUGUUGCUUGAAAAAAAAAUCACACACAUCCAUAAACGAAACGAAACAAACACAUCCACGAGGAGCUCUAGGCUGUGAGUAGUUUGUGCUCUGGGGACAAGGCUGGAGGAGGGACUCUCCACCUCCACCACCACAUGCCGUACUGGCAGCCGUCCCCACCUCAAGGUCCCUGAGAGAGAGGGUCUAUUGCACUGAGAGAGAAGAAAGGGGGAGAAAAAUAUAAUUAAAUUCAAAGGCAAGCACUCCUACAGACAGAUUCCCAAGAUCCCCACUCAUAACACAUACGGUUCAUAGCCACCCCGCUCUGCCAUCAGAGGAACCAGAACCCCAAAGCAGGACACAAAUACAGGCAGGAACCAACCCGCUACUCCCCACCCUACCUAGCUAAGAACAUUAUCUUUUAUCCUAUGUAGUGUGAACCAAGCUCUCACCUUCUCCCUUCCUUACUCCACCUCCGCCCAGGGCUUGCCCAUCUGUCUCCUUUCUCCUACACACUGUAGGUCUCUGCCUCCUGGGCCUGGCCACACGCUGGCUCCUUUAUGUUCAGAAAUACCCACAGGAUGGAGGGGCCAAGGCAGGACUAGGGAUGGUCCUAGUCUGGACCUGUUCUGAGCCUGGAGUUUGGAUUCUGUUUCACCUGUGGCCCUGAGACAGCACAUCACACUUCCUUCCUGGCAGGAUUGACGUGUGUGUGUGUGUGUGUGUGUGUGUGUGUGUGUGUGUGUGUGUGUGUGUGUAUACACACAGAGAGAAACCAAAGAUGGUGCUUGGUACUUUCUCUGGCCUCCUCAGAUCCUCUGCUCUUAACUUAGAGGAUUGGUAAAUUGUCCCAAACCCUUUAAAUUUUUCUCCAGUUCCCAAGGAAAAAAAAAACACAACAAAACAAACAAAAAAACAAACAAACAAAAAAAUCCCUGCUUAAAAAAAAUGAAAUAUAACCAAAAAUUUAAAUCCCAAGUUGAAAUUUGGAACUUGACCUGUUGCAUGCUUAAAAAAAAAAAAGCAAGCCCUCUGAGGCACAGGCUCUAUGGCUACCAUUUCUAAGACCUUCCGGAAAUGUUUCUUUACCUUCUCCAAGGAAGAAAGAGAGGGGAAAGGACCAUUGUGAGGAGGCCCCUCCUAUAGCCUUGUUCCCAAAUCACAAAGCCUGUUCUGGCCAUGCUGGAUACUGUUGUCACGCUGUACAAAGCAGGGCCUGUCCCUGGGCAUCAGGCUGGGUGUGUGGCUGAAGGCUCAUGGGGAGCUGAGCUGCAGGGCUAUGGACUCCCUGUACUAGGCCACCCCUAGUUCCUGUCAUGCCUGGUCCUUGCUGGAUGGGCAAAUCAGCCACAGGCCCAGUGCCCAGCGCAGUCUCCUGGUUUCUUCUUUGUCUGACUCAACGCUUAAGACAUAAGCAUUAGGAGGACUGGGGCCUUCCCUGCUGUAUGCUCAGCUGCACGGUGGCAUGGGUAGCAGACUGGGGGCCUCCAGAUACCUGCCUUGCUGCAAGUCUCCUGCCCACCUGGGAGAAGCUGUCAGGAACAGGGCUGGGGCACUGGAAGGAAGAGGGUAGAAGCCCAACCUAGAGGCCACAGCUUCUCUCCCUUCUGCCUCUCAGCCCUACCCCACCGGCCCCACUGAUGCUAAAGGCUGAGUUGGACAAAAAAAAAAAAAAAAAACAUCGUCUCAAACUGAACUUUAUGGCUUUCCAGGCAAGAGCUUCUGGCCAUAGAUGGAAGGCUAAAUCCUGACCUUGGGAUACCUCUCCACUCUACUCCCAAAUCUCUCUGUGUCUCUCUGUCUCUGUUUCUCUCUCUCUCUCUCUCUCUCUCUCUCUCUCUCUCUCUCUCUCUCUCUCUGUUCCCUUCCUCCAUUCCCCUGCUCAUGUCCCCUUCAGCAGCCUAGUGACAGACAAAUGUGACGACAGAAUAACCCCCACAGUUACUGGGCACCCUUGACUCAGGGAAACGGGAUGUAACAAAGGGUAGGAAUUGGAGACUUGCCUUUAGGUGACAGGGAUAGAAUACACAGAGUCUAGCUAGGGUUGGUACCACACACAUGUCCAGAGAAUUGGCAGUGGAUGUCACUACCAGGCACAGCUCUUAAACUCCUAAGCUCUCUCCCACCCCCACCCCAAGCACAGGACCCCAGCCUGCAAACACCUUCUCUACCUAGAGAAACUCUCACUCCAGGAGUGUGCUUGGGGCUCCUCACCCACAACCAGCCACUUCUGACUUUGCAGUCUGCCUGUGACACUACUGUUGAUGACAGUCUAGUUCAGACAUUUAUGUGGGGUCUGCUGACACACACCAGAAUAAGAUGGCCUCGCUACAGACUGUCUUUGCUCCUCCUUACCUCUACCAGUUGGGGAGGUCUAGUCAAAUCAGUCCUCUGAGGGUGGUAGUUCCCAGCCACUCAUCCCUGAGGCCUGAGCCCUAGUUGGCCCUCCCUGGGUAACCUCACAUCAUUGUGUGUACUAAACCCCUUCCACACCAAGGGCAGGCCCGCUUUUCCCACUCCCAUCAUAGCUGAUACUCUGGUCCCAGCCACCAAGACCUUCCAGGGCUUCUGACAGGGGUAGCUACCUAUUUUUCCAGACACAAAGUCUCUGCCUGCCUCAGCAGGGAAACCUCUUAAGAGAAAUGACUCCCCAUUCCCUCUGGGUGUUGCCCACCCCCACCUGGCCCAGGAAGAGGGAAUAUGUCUGAGCUGAAGUCUCCUCCUAGUCCUUGCUCCAGCUGAGUCCUCCAGGUAAAGUCCUGGGAGACAGGUCCUCUCUGCAGUGUCUUCUGAGAAAGUUCCCAGAGUCAGUGCCACCAAAUUUGUUUCUGUGUUGUGGUUCCUGUCUGCUUGGCAUUUGAAAACCGCUUGGGCUCUACGGAUCACUUUACUGAAUGUGGUGAUCAAGAAGAAAGGGAACCCUGCAGGCAAAUGUAAGAUACUUACACUCUGUAAGAUAAAUUUCUGCCUCCGUGUUUUUGGGUUUUUUUUUCUUUGAAAAGUUGUACGUGUUCUGUACGUGAAAUCGUCUGUAGAGAGUUUCCACGUUCUUAAAUGGCAAUACAUUCCAAACCUCGUACUGUAGAUAAUGUACAGCAUCCGCACUGGAAAGGGGUAGUUUUGCCUGUGGUUUUAUUUAAACUCCAGUUUCUACACUUGUAUCUUGCAGUUGUCGGUAUGGUAUUCAUCAGUGCAAAAGAAAAACAAAAAAACAAAAAAAACUUAAACAAAAAAAAAUCUACACAGGUCUAAAGCACAGAGUCUGUUAUACAAAAGGAAAGAAUCGCUCAGUAUUGGUGUGUGUGACCCUUGUUGUAAAUCCCAUCUGUACUGUGAAUGAGACGUUUUUACAAGUAUGACAAUUACCUUUAUUACAGCUUGGGCUGAGUGUUCAGCCUGAAGAUAUUUUUUAAAAAAAAAAUAGCACGUUGGAAUAAAUUUGAAAAUUCCCAACAGA